AUGUGCGCCCCACUUUUCCCCAUUCUGGUCGAGCACCAGGAUGAUCUCGACCUGGACGAAGCCAUCCGCCAGGGAGGAGGACCCAUUAAUCGGGUGAGCCCCGCAUUGCAAACGCACCGGAUCGGUACAACCCUACCUGUCUUUUUCCGAACAUACCAGGGAGACCGAUACACUUGGACUGAAAGCGACGACGAUGAUGAUGAGGAUGACAAUCACUACGACGAUGAACACGACACAAACAACGAUCCUGAAGCUGACAUUACAGCCACCACCACCACCGAGAUCGCGAUCCCGCUGUCGACAACAUCAACAGCAACAACCACUACUGCCAUUGCCAAGAUAGCGACUCCGACGUCGAAGAUGAAAACUCUGAUGGGGAAUCCUUUGCGCAUCGUCCGCUUGACCAUUUUUGAUCUUAUUCUCGCUUUCUCGGCAUACUGGCACUGCGCCGGCAGUCCUUCCAGAACGUAA
Molecule: messenger RNA, 471 nt
Organism: Aspergillus saccharolyticus JOP 1030-1
Lineage: Eukaryota; Fungi; Ascomycota; Eurotiomycetes; Eurotiales; Aspergillaceae
Exons: 2
Coding region: 1-471 (156 amino acids)
Source: RefSeq, a predicted model, not a curated record